UGGAGUCAAUACAGCAGCAAAUAUUUGCCUCGAGGCGAAGUUAUGACCUAUUGUGUAUUUAAACCCACCAGGACCCACCCUUUCUCCAACUUCUUGUCGCACCCUACUUCGCUUAGACUGAUCAUCAACCUCAGCUAUUCACCAUGAACGACGACAAUCAAUCGAGGGGCUCGAGGUCAGUUCCUCCUCUAGACAUCGAGACAUCCAAUGAAACAAACGCUGUUGGACGCCCGGUAGGCCGAUCUCGUGGCAAAAUAUGUCGGUUUCUGGGGAAGGUUACGAAUAGUGUAAUAAAAAAAAAUUCUCGCUCGAUCUUGAAGAAUUCACGCAACCGCGACCCUGUUCUCCCGACCGUCGACUCUCGUGAAGGUGCAUCAUCGGUUCCGAAUAACGAGGUCCAGGAUACCCCUUCAGGUGUGGAACAAUUCGCUGAUCUCCAGCCGGCAAUUCGAGACGCCGAAGAAGCUGUCAAAGGCAUAAAUCUACUGUCGGGACCGGUGACAUCUGGAGUAUCCGCCGCACAAAAUGCACCAGCGGAUCUCGAGGAUGCAUAUAAUUUCGAGGAGACAUAUCUUCGACCACUCAAGAUCUUCGACACUGUUAUUGGGACACUCACCGAUGUACGGACCACAACUCUUGAUCGGGACCAAAAUAAUCUUGUUCCAUAGGUACAUCCAUACGCAAAGAUAGCACUGGGUGUGUUGUCUGGGGCCGCAAAAAUAGUUCUUGCUCAAGCGGAUCGCGAUAAA
Molecule: messenger RNA, 749 nt
Organism: Suillus subalutaceus
Lineage: Eukaryota; Fungi; Basidiomycota; Agaricomycetes; Boletales; Suillaceae
Exons: 5
Coding region: 144-668 (174 amino acids)
Source: RefSeq, a predicted model, not a curated record